This is a messenger RNA of Microdochium trichocladiopsis, 2002 nucleotides long. RefSeq names its product 3-oxoadipate enol-lactonase. The coding region runs from base 83 to 1711 and encodes 542 amino acids. The record is from RefSeq and is a predicted model, not a curated record. The transcript has 2 exons. Lineage: Eukaryota; Fungi; Ascomycota; Sordariomycetes; Xylariales; Microdochiaceae.
GCCCUACUCCAGGAGCCGGCCUGCGGAGCGCGGAGAACUGCAACUGCUGAACCAGAGACCGACUUUGACUCAAAACAGCACAAUGGUACAGCCAGGACAGCUCUUUGUGACCAUGGAGCCCCAGCCGGGGCUUCCACUGCAGCAAUUCCACGAGUGGUACAACAACGAGCACGGCCCGACCAGGCUCAGCAUCCCCCAAAUCUUUGUCAACGGCCUCCGCUACCAGGCCACCGACGGCCAGAAGCCGACCUUCCUCGCUGCCUAUGACGUCACGGACAUGUCCCAUCUCGAGACCGAGUCCUACCUCAAGCUCCGAGCAAACCGUUCGCCCCGCGAGGCGCAAACCAUCGGCCAGGUCGACGUCGUCAGAUACUUCUGGGACCUCGUCGAUACAGACCAGUCACCACUGUUCCUCCCCAUCGAGAAACUCACCAACGACGAAGCCGAGGGUAUCAGUCUCGCGGUCGUCCACUUCACGCCCAACGACGAGGCCCAGGAAAAGAAGUUUGAGGAGUGGUACAAGGCCGAGUACGCCCCCGCUAUGUCCAAAGCCACGGGCUGGCUCAGGUCGCGGCUCUACAAGACCUCGACCCUCGAAGGCACCAAAGGUCCAGCCUCCUUCUGGGCCAUGGUCGACUUUGCCAAGGGCACCAGCUUGUCCACGGAUACGACAUUGCCGCCAGCCUCGACAAAGUCCCUGAGCACAAUCGCGCAAGUCAAGGCGCAACGAACAUACUCCCUCUUCUACGUAUUCGGCGCCGGCAAACGCGAUCUGCACCACCUGUCCCAGCUGGACAAGGCUCAAUCGACCUUUGUCUCUGCCGACGAACAGACAAGGACGACCAAUGACCCCGAGCCCGUCAUCGAGUCGACAGUCACCACAGCUGAUGGCCUCGUAAUUCCGUACCGCCUCGAGGGCAACACGGACCCGAAGGCGCCAACAAUUGCAUUCUGCAACUCCCUCCUCACCUCGCUCAAGAUGUGGGACCCCUUCGUGGCCAUACUCAAAUCCAAGAGACCCCAGUACCGAAUCCUGCGAUACGACACCCGCGGCCGCAACGCCAUCCCCUCGCCCCCUACCCCGGCAACCCUAUCUCUGGUGUCCGCGGAUCUCAUCUUCCUCCUGGACUGCCUGCGCAUCGACAAGCUCGACACGCUGAUUGGUGUGUCCAUGGGCGGAGCUACCACGCUGCGCUUCGCCCUCGACUACCCAGACCGGCUCGCCCGAUACAUUGCCUGCGACUUCAACGCGGCCUCGAGUGCCGCCAACACGGAAGCCUGGAAGGGUCGCAUCGCCUUGGCGGAGACGCCGCGCGUCGAGGAGUCCGGGAAGACGGGCAUCCAGCACCUCGCGGGCCAGACGGUGGAGCGGUGGUUCCACCCGACGACCAUGACGGCCAAGAAGGACACGGUGGUGCCGUGGAUGACGGAGAUGGUGGCGACCAACGACAUUGAGGGCUUCCGGUACGGGUGCCAGGCCCUGUGGGACUACGACAUGAAGAGCGAGAUCAAGGGCUGCAAGGUGCCCGGCCUGCUCGUCGUGGGUGACGGGGAUGGCAAAGGCGCUCUGGUCAAGGCCAUGGACAGCUUCCGGGGCCAGAUUGGUCCCAAGGAGGAGGGCGUCGAGCUUGCGAUUGUGCCCGAGGCAGGCCACCUGCCCAUGUGUGAGAGUCCGGAGGGCUUCUGGGCCGCGGUCGAGAAGUUCUUAUGAGGAACCAUGCUUGGAUGUACUUUGCAAACUUUGAUGACAAAUUAACUAGACCCAUGCAAAAGAAGUUCAUCUUGGGGCGCUGCACGAGCAUCCCCCCAGUCAAAUCCACGUGGCUUGGGGAUACUUCUCAUUACCGAUGAUCCCGUCGGAAGGACAAAGGCACCGAUGGUCUCGGCUGCUGACGUUACAGCGUUUCGCAAACCACGUGUGUGCUUUCCAGACACUGGAUGACAAAGUGCAUGCAUGCGGCCAUGCGUCCCUUGCAAGCGAGCAAGCAUGCCACGUGCGUGU